Messenger RNA from Microthlaspi erraticum, 321 nucleotides. The record is from the annotation of a GenBank genome assembly. Lineage: Eukaryota; Viridiplantae; Streptophyta; Magnoliopsida; Brassicales; Brassicaceae.
AUGGCGGAAACACGUCCAACUGCUGCGGCUGCGAAAAAACGUUGUCAAAAGAAGUAUGGUCCUCACGAGAGAUCUAAGAUCACCUCAGAUGAAAUCAAAGACCUCAAGGCUCUGUAUGGAGUGAAGAUCACCACUCCGAGGAAGCAUGAGUCGGCGGCCUCCCUCCGGGUUAUGUUUUGGAUCGACGAAUUCCACCAGCUUUGCUCAAUGAAGGGGAACAAUCGCUUUCCCGGCUCGUUUUACUCCUCUCCUGGCCAUAACCGCACGAUCGACAAAGCUUCUGUGGGGGAUUUCGAUUUUGACAGGAUCCCCAAAGCUUAG